AGAGCUAAACUUCAAUCAAAAUUGGACGGACGUAGACGAAGGUUUUUUCACCUGUGCAAAAUAUGAAAACAAUUGCUAUUUGCAGAUAAUUCCACACACAGCGCUUUAUUUGCAUAACUUCAAACCAUUCUGAACUAAAGAAAUUUGCAUUUACGAUAAGAGAAAGACAAUAAAUGUGUAGCAUACCUGAAUAAAGCAUAGAAAAGUUUGAUAACAACCCAGGAAUUCAGUGUACAUAAGCAGCAGAUACCAUUACACAAAAGGUUGGGGGUGUGAGCCGAUAACUAGGAGUUGCAGUAACCGCAUAACAAACACCCGCGCCGCUGCUAGCAAUGAGUAACGGAUAGUGCAAUUGAUUUGCCAAGCAAUUUUUCUAGAGUCGUUAGAGAAUAUAACCGUUAUACCCAGAUUUAUAAGGAGUAAGAAGCAGGUCUGAAGGAUGUUCGCUUCGUUAAAGAAUAAAAUCAAGGAAGAGACUGGUUCAGAUGUGGCUACUACAGCACAGAAUACGCGACACACCAAUCAUAACAACAAUCGAAUACGAAGCCGUUUCUCCUCGACACUGAGUGUAAAUUCAACUAAUGAGGACAAUGGGGGUGGUGGCAGUAUAGAUUCACAGAGUCAUGUGAAUGAGCAGCUCUCUGCAUUACGCAGUCAAUGCAAUGAGUUGACGACCAAAGUGACGGAUCUAAAUUCCCGCCUGCAAAUGCUACAAGAAGAAAAGACGCGCAUAGAAAAGACAAAUGAAAUUCUUUUGGAAACUGUGAAAGUUGCGCAAACGCAAAAAGAUAUCUAUUGUGAGGAACAAGAAAAGAUACAAAAUCUACAGCAAAGUGAAAUUGAAAAAUUAAAAAAUUUAUUAUCAUUUCGUGAGCAAGAAGCUGUUGAUCGACUGGCAGCUAUGCGGCAAAAUCAACAGCAAAUUGAAAACCUAACCACAGAACUUGAACGACUAAAGCAAUACGAGCCUAUGGUGGAGGAUUUGCAGGAUGAAUUGGAGCGUCUGCGCCAUUCCUCCCAGCUGGGCAAAAAUAAUUUAACUACCACACUUGCCGCUGUCGAGGAGGAGAAUCGACAUUUAAAGAUGCGUCUGCAAAUUAUGGAACAGGCGCGCUUGGAUGCAAUCAAUUCAUUUAGUGCAGAUGAGAAAAUGCAAGCGCUUGUACAAGAACGCAAAAUGCUUGAGCAACAUUUAGAGGAGGCCCAUCUCCAACUAUCUGACAUAAAGAGUACGUGGAGCGGUCAAAAUUUGUCGUUAGAAACUCAAGUAAGCCGUUUGUCUAAACAAGUUGCAGAGGAAACAACUGAAAAACGAAAGGCGCUAAGGAUGCGUGAUGACUUAAAUGAAAAAGUUAAACAACUGGAAUUUGAAAUGAUGAAACUCAAGGACGAUAUGAAACAGCGCGAAGAUAAAAUAAAACUACUCGAGGAGGAAAUCGAUGAACUAAACUUGGCACUAAAGGAAUGCCGUGAGGAAAGUGAACAGCAAGUUGUUUAUGAGCGCAAUAAGGCUGAAACACUAGAGAAUGAGACGAAAGAUCUUAAACUGCGUAUCACCACCGCAGACGAACGGUUUAGCGAAUAUGCCACCAAUGCCGAGCAUGUUGCACUAUCCCUACGCCAGCAAAAUGCGCAGCUGCAAGAACAGCUAACCGAGGCGCAAAAUCUGCUUGAAACGGAAAAGGAGGAGAAGCUUACUGCCUUGCUGCGAAACGCAGAAAUAUCACAAAGCGAGGAGAUACUACGCAAGGAAUUGCGCAUCGAACGCGAUGAGGCCAACGACUUGCAUGAAAAGAACGAGCAUCUAACAGAGGAAAACGAAGCCAAAGCUCAAGAAAUUAAACAGUGUCAAAUCGAGAUGGAAGAAUUAAAGACUGUGAUGUAUAAGAAUGAUGAGAAGCUGAAGGAGAUCGACGAAUUGCAACGGGAAAUAAGCGAGAAAAAUAAGACAAUAAAAAUUCUGAAUCAACGAUUAGCGGAUUUGAAGAAAACUCUGCACAAAGAAUUCCGCAGCGCAAAAUCGUUUGAGGUGGAAAAAGAAGGCAACGGUAGUUACAUGGCGGUCAAAUCGAUGAGUGCAACAAAUGCACUUGCAGCCAACAACACCAUACUUUUGAGCGAAUCGCUAGCAUGCGAGCACUGUGGCACUAACACAACCACCGCUUCAACCACAAGCACCUCCGGUACCAGUAGCAUAGUUAUGGACGAAGUCAAUUUUAAAUAUCUAAAGCACGUAAUUGUGAAAUUUCUAACCAGCCGUGAGGUAGAAGCACGACACUUGACACGCGCUGUUGCAACUUUAUUAAGACUCACCAAAGAUGAGGAAAAAUUGCUGCAAGACACACUGAAUUGGAAAAUGAGUUGGUUUGGUUCGAAACCAAAUCAUGGCAGGGGCCAACAUUCGUUCUCUAUACCGCCGAGUUAAUACUAGAACUGCAUUUGCAAAUCUUUCAUAAUACAAAUAUAAAAAAAAAAACAAUGUUGCUAGUUAGACUCACCUAACCGGUCGACC
This is a messenger RNA of Anastrepha obliqua, 2512 nucleotides long. It is a transcript of the gene Golgin97, whose product is annotated as golgin subfamily A member 1. The transcript is spliced from 7 exons. Gene Ontology annotation, cellular component: Golgi apparatus. The record is from RefSeq and is a predicted model, not a curated record. Bases 440 to 2425 code for a protein of 661 amino acids. Lineage: Eukaryota; Metazoa; Arthropoda; Insecta; Diptera; Tephritidae.